This is a messenger RNA of Tilletiopsis washingtonensis, 1902 nucleotides long. Its product is annotated as ALG3-domain-containing protein. The transcript has 8 exons. Gene Ontology annotation, cellular component: endoplasmic reticulum. The record is from RefSeq and is a predicted model, not a curated record. Gene Ontology annotation, molecular function: dol-P-Man:Man(5)GlcNAc(2)-PP-Dol alpha-1,3-mannosyltransferase activity. The coding region runs from base 401 to 1894 and encodes 497 amino acids. NCBI's taxonomy places the organism in Eukaryota, Fungi, Basidiomycota, Exobasidiomycetes, Entylomatales.
AUCCCACGGCCCUCAGCUCCAGCGUCGAGGGUCCAGCUCGUCCUCACGCAUACGCGGCGAAGCAACAGCAGCACCCAGCACUCAGCCUCUUGCGGCACACAGCCCGCCAUCGUCCGCAAGCACAUCUCUUCCUGCCUGCCCUCCACACUGCGCCGAGCGACUGCGCCCGCUCUCUCCGCCUUCUACGCCCAGCGACUGCGCCCAGCCCCGGCGUCCGCCUUGUGCGCUCACCGACUCUGGCUCAGCUCUGGUGUGCAGCUCCUGGCUCGCGCUCUCGCAGCGCUUGAGUCGGUGUGCCACGAGCGAGCGCGGUGGAGCGAGGGUCAGGAGAGCAGGAGAGGCGCCAGCCUCAGUCUCAGGCCCAGCGGCGUGCCCGGCGAGGCAGCGGCCAGCUAGCAUCAUGGCGACCGCCACCGCCCGGGCGUCGCAGCUCUCCGCGCUCUCCAUCCCGCCCUCUUCUUCCUCCUCGGCGCCACGCCAGCGCGUCAAGCCCGGCCUGCGUUCCUUCUCCGCCUCGGCGCACAAGCGCUCCUUCGCCUCGGCCGACUACGACCCGUACAUCGCCUAUCUCUCGCGCCAAGUCUACGCGGCCUUCUUCAGUCCCGAGUCGCGCUUCUACUGGCUCAUCGCCGCCGGACUCGGCGUGCUGGAAGUGGCCGUGCUGGCGGUGGUGAUUCGGAGGAUUGGAUACACAGAGAUCGACUUCUCAACGUACUUGGUUCAAGCUCGGCUGUUCUACAAAGGCACGCGCGAGUACUCGCUCAUCACCGGUCCAUCCGGGCCCUGCGUAUAUCCAGCACUCCAUCUCUACCUGCACACCCCCCUCGACUUUCUCACUGCGCAAGGCUCCAAUCUCGUGCCCGCACAAUGGCUCUACGCGGCGCUCUAUCUGGCCACUCAGGCACUCGUGUUUGAUCUCUAUCGACUGGCCCGCAUCCCGCCAAUUGUUCUUCCGCUACUCAUCAUCUCCAAGCGCCUACAUUCGCUCUAUCCGCUGCGCAUGUUCAACGACUGCUGGACCAUGUUCUUUCUCUACGCCGCAUUCAAUGCCGUGCUACGACGGAGGUGGAGAGCCGGGAGCAUGCUCUUCAGCGCCGCGCUCGGCAUCAAGAUGAAUGCCCUGCUGUUCGCGCCCGCAUUCGCAGUCGUCUAUCUGCGCUCUCUCGGCCUGGCGCGUGCCUUUCAACAAGGCCUGCUCGUCUUGCUCAUCCAAGUCCUGAUCUCGCUGCCCUUCACGCUGCAUCAUCCCAGCGCCUACUUCCACGGCGCCUUUGACUUCAAUCGAGCCUUUCUCUACAAGUGGACCGUCAAUCUGCGCCUGCUGCCCGAGGCCACGUUUCUCUCGCCGCGUACCGCAAGACUGCUCCUGGCGGGGCACGGCCUCGGCGUGGCGGCAUGGAUGACACGCUGGCUGUACGUGCCGGGAGCGGCAACGGUGCUGGAGAAGGUCAAGGGCUUGCUGAAGGGAGGAGAGGAACUCUCGGCGCGCUUCAUUCUUCUCUCACUCUUCACGGCCAACCUGCUCGGCAUGACCUUCUCCCGUUCGCUCCACUAUCAGUUCUACGCCUGGUACGCGCAUCAACUGCCCAUGCUGCUGUACUUCGUCAGGCUGCAUUGGGGGAUUCGCCUGGCGAUCUGGUAUGGCAUUGAGACCGCCUGGCUUACCUUUCCAUCGACGUCCUAUUCCUCCUCCUGUCUCAUCCUCGCACACGCCACGCUCCUCAUCGGCCUCUGGCGCACGCCGACCGAUCCACCCGUCAUCCCUCUAGCUGAAGGCGAGCCCCUGCUCUCCCCUCCUCUCGUCUCUCCUCCUCUCAACUCCCCCACCUCGCCCAUCCUCGGCGCACGCUCGCCGCGCUUGGGGAGAAAUAAUUCCUACUCAAAGUUCCGCUAAUGCUGCAU